AUGGCCGGGCGGCCCGUUACGUUUCGAUCCUUGCAGCCAAGGAUUGUUUCACAGCCCAAUGCGCCUGAAACCCAAUCGCCCAUCAUGGUCAUAGCUUAUCUGCCGUCUCACGAGCUCGAUGGGAAGGAUGAUCAUACGUACCUCGAGCCGGCGAUUGCUCCAUUCGCCGGCCGGCUCGGCGGAAACCAGGACUUCAUCGUCGAUCGACAUGACCCGAAGAAUGUGGACGUGCUGGAAAAGGUCCCCGAUGCGGCACCAUGCAUGACGUUGGCCGAGAUCUUCGAUCUCCGGGGCUUUUUGAGUCCAGAUCUAUGGAAGUUCGCAAUGCUGGAAUGCGUUGCAAGUAUGAUGAAUGUCUUCAUCACGUCCUGGGUGACGACGCAUCCGUUAUCGAAGACAACGUCUCCCACGACCGAGGCGGGCGUCUAUAGCACUGUGACCUUCUUCUCUCCACUGUUCGGCGGCAUCACCAAUCUUCUCUUGACCCCGCUGCUUAUCUACACCUUUUCCCCCUCAAGCGGAGGCCACAUAAGCCCAACAAUUACCCUAGCCACCUUUUUUGCACGGAUCAUUUCGUUUCCACGAAUGGUCCUGUACGUGGCCGGGCAAACCUUGGGAGGAGCCCUCGCAGGUUUGAUGCUGCACAGUGCCUACGGCACCCGAAAGUUCACUGUAGGUGGAUGCCAUAUUGAUACAAGCAUGGUGGACCCCAAAGAUGGCCUGGUCAUUGAGUUUGUGGCAUGCCUGAUCCUUAUUUUCCUGGCAUUCGGCGUGGCCCUUGAUCCACGACAGGCAGAAGUAUUUGGCCACGCCACUUCUCCAUGGUUUGUAGGCAUUGUCCUUGGAGUGGUUGCGUGGGGGACCGCCUUCACCCGGGAAGGGUACAUCGGAGCGAGUCUCAAUCCCGCACGGUGCCUGGGAGCCUAUGUGGCGUCGGAAUUCCCCUCCUAUCAUUGGAUCCACUGGAUUGGACCACUCGCGGCUGCCAUCGGGCACGGCCUGGUCUACUUUGUUGACCCACUCUGGACGGAAAGGCGGAGCUCGCCGUGA
This is a messenger RNA of Penicillium macrosclerotiorum, 1050 nucleotides long. RefSeq lists its product as uncharacterized. Gene Ontology annotation, molecular function: channel activity. Gene Ontology annotation, biological process: transmembrane transport. NCBI's taxonomy places the organism in Eukaryota, Fungi, Ascomycota, Eurotiomycetes, Eurotiales, Aspergillaceae. Gene Ontology annotation, cellular component: membrane. The transcript is spliced from 4 exons. The record is from RefSeq and is a predicted model, not a curated record. The coding region runs from base 1 to 1050 and encodes 349 amino acids.